Mya arenaria is the source of this 893-nucleotide messenger RNA. RefSeq lists its product as uncharacterized. The transcript has 4 exons. Gene Ontology annotation, molecular function: chitin binding. The coding region runs from base 1 to 819 and encodes 272 amino acids. Gene Ontology annotation, cellular component: extracellular region. The record is from RefSeq and is a predicted model, not a curated record. NCBI's taxonomy places the organism in Eukaryota, Metazoa, Mollusca, Bivalvia, Myida, Myidae.
AUGCCACCUUGUCCUCCUGGCUCUGUGUUCAGCUCCAGCUCCAACGUUUGUGUUCCUAAAGGUUCUAUUUACGAUGACUGCAAGAAAACAACAGAUGGUAGCGGUGGCCACAUGACCGCAUUGCCCGAUCAAGGGCAUCUUAGCCCAGAGGAACGAUGUGACUUAGAUGGUGGCGUGUUCCACCACCCAACCGAAUGCCAAGCCUUCUACAACUGUAGUGUUCGUUUCACACCGAUACCCCGAUUCUUUGAACAACAUCUUGUUGAAUGUCCUUACCCCCAGCUGUUCAACACAGAGACCAAACAAUGUGACCAUUUUGAGAAUGUCAAAUGUGGAACCAGGACGGAAUUUAAGGAUGGCUGUCAAUACAAAAGCAAUAUGUGCCGAACUUCCCAUUGUAUGCCUUGUAACGUCAGACUACCAAGCUGUGAAGGUAAACGUGACGGAAUAAACGUUCACCCAGUCAGACUAUGGACCCCAUUCUACGCCGUAUGUUACAAGGAGCGCACAGUCAAGCAGGACCGAUGCCAAGAUGACGUAGACGGCCGAGCACAGUUGUUCCAUCCGGAAAAGAACGAAUGCGUUUCAUUGGAUAUGAUUCCUCGAGAACAUGGAGGAAUAAUGCCCGAGUGCGGUACGAAAGUAGACGGGUUUUAUCUGGACGAUUUCGGACGAUGUGAUCGUUACAUUCAUUGCCAGGGCAGGAAAUACAUUGGGACUAUCAAAUGUGCUGUUGGAGAGGUGUUCGAUGAUACGAAAGGCGGAUGCGUUCCGGAAGAAAAAGCGUGUGGACCCUGUGGGAAACUCGACCAUUGCUAAAAAAGUUGCUUGCAUGAUGGUCGUGGUGAGAAUUAUAUAAAGAAGUACGAAGUCAGGAAUCGCCAAGACCAUCA